CUCAAAGCAAGUCGGACGUGUAGAUGGAGUGUUGUGAAGUGUGAUUACAUUUUUUUUUCAAUUGAUUCAUAUCUUCCUUUCCUUGCCGCAACUGAUCCAAAAACCGUACGGUCGGAUUGAUGUGUGUGCGUGAGCGAGUGUCGGUUGGCUGUGUGCUCGGUAUACUGUAAACUGUGGAAUACUGUGUCUAAUCCGGGAGGUAUUACGGAAAUUUCCCCUCGCAGCGAAGGAAAUUAAAAGCGAGUCACGAAAGAGCGCUGUCAUAAAUAUGGAUAACUACGUCAAGAAUUUGCUGAACGGCUGGAAUAUGCCGGAGCUGAUCAAAGUUUUUCAAGAGGAGGAAAUCGAUGAAAGCGCGUUCAAGUGUCUGAAAUACGACAUGAUUAAGGAGAUAAUCCCGAGGGUGGGCAAACGGGCCAAGUUCGUCCAGAAGUACGAGGAAUACAAAGAGAAUCUAACGGAACGGCCGGCAUUCGGCGAGCUGCAGCUGGAUGAGAAGGACCAAUCCGUCAAGGCGUCAUCCCAGAAGCCAAUCGUAAUCAACUGGCCCCGCAUCGAACGCGUGUGCGGACCGAUACCGAUCUACCUCAAGAACCUGCUGAAAAUGUGCGGCUACGAGCAGGAAAGCAGUUUGCGGAACCUCAACGAUGACGACUUCGUCGACAUGGAACGCUUCGCCCGGGAGGAGCUCAUCCAUCUGGUGCCGGCGACGCAGUUCUACUUUCACAUUUUCUGCAACGAUCCGGCCCGGGAGUUCCGGCUAGUGCCCGGCCAUCGCAAGCUGUUGAUGCAGAUGAGUGCCUACCUGAACUACACCAAUGCGGCCAGCGAAAUGCAACGGUUAGAACCGAUUAUAAACAAUCGAAUUGAGCGGCAGCCGGUCGAGCGAGUCGAAAGAGUGGAAAGAGUGGAGAGAGUUGAAAGACAACCGGCUGACCGUGUGACCGAUAUCAAUCUGGUACGGGAACUGCGGGAGCAACGAGCACUGAUGCAGCAGCUACAACUGCAACAGCACCAGCAGCAACAAGAACUCGCUAAUCAACCGCCCGAAAUACUGCAGGAUCACGUACCCGACGUGAAAACCAUUUCCACCAAGAACCCGCCGUUCGCCUUCGAGCAAGCAACCGUCUAUCCACCGCUCAGCGACGAGGCACGGGUUCGGAAAAUCCAAAACAUCAUCAUCAAAUUGAUCGAAAUGUGGAGUGACAAGCAACCGAUCAAGCUGCAGCUAACGGACGAGAUGAUCAACGUGACGUACGAGCUGAACGGCUAUAAUGCCUUUAUAAAGUGUCCGAUGUGUGCCGUUCAAAUUAAAGUAUCCAAGUUACCUACCAAGAAAGGCGACCGGUUUGUGAUCUCAAACUUCUCGAAGCACGUCAUCAAAAUGCACUUCUCGCAUCAGCAACAGCAGCAACUGUCGCAGUCCCAGCAGCAACUGAACGACAGCAGUCGGUCCAGUCUGGACAAUUCGACGUUUUUCGGUGGAGAAAACUCCGAUAGCAACAACUAUCCGUACGACGAAUUUUCCAUCAAACGAGCGCGGAUGGAGGAGGAAGAGGACGAAGAACCGGACAUCCUACCACAGAUGUUGCAUCCGUACGUCAGCAUCAAGGACGAAGUGAUAGAUUUGGAUGCGUAGUUUUCUUGCUCUCUUUUUUUUUAUUUUGUCUAGAUUGUUAGGAUCGAAAUUGUACUCGGUAUACUGGAAAUAGCUAAUUAGACGGAGAUAUGCAACACAGAACUCACUAGGAUAAGUUCAAGUAUUUAAACUAAUUUACACUAGACGGUUAGACGGUUGUUAGAUGUUUCGUCACUGACGAGUGUCACGUGACGCAACCUGGAGUAUCAAAAAGACUUUUUUGCUUUCUGUUUAGUUUAGUAGUAGUUAAGGCUAUGAUGUGUAUAUAGGCUGAUAGAUUUAUAGUGAUGAACAGCAUUACACAAUUAAUCAAUUCCAUUUUAUCGUCUCCCAGAAUCAAUAAAAUGCGC
Molecule: messenger RNA, 1989 nt
Organism: Malaya genurostris
Lineage: Eukaryota; Metazoa; Arthropoda; Insecta; Diptera; Culicidae
Exons: 3
Coding region: 269-1639 (456 amino acids)
Source: RefSeq, a predicted model, not a curated record